Molecule: messenger RNA, 722 nt
Organism: Amphimedon queenslandica
Lineage: Eukaryota; Metazoa; Porifera; Demospongiae; Haplosclerida; Niphatidae
Exons: 7
Coding region: 72-467 (131 amino acids)
Source: RefSeq, a predicted model, not a curated record
UAAAGGGGUGUGGCUUGUUCUCAGCUCGUCUAUUACACUGUCAGUUACUUCUUAAUAAAGUUCGUCAGACCAUGUCACACUCUGUACUAGUUGCUAGUGAGGCCAGUGAGAUAUCCAGUAUAGUAAUGGAGUUGACUAUGUUGAGUUACAGACUUCAGUAUGGAUAUGUAAACCACUCCCCCUUGUUAAUAUUCCUGUUGUCAUGGUUACGGACCCACGCCCACUGCAUACCGUUACACCUUGCAAUGAGAUUGGACUGGCCGAUAGAUUACAAUGCUAACUUUAUGCAGUUAAAGAAGAGUCUCGUCUCACGAUUGGACACAUUAAAGAGGUCGUCAAGUGAAAGUCAUGUUACAUCGUACCCGUCACCUGAUCACACCUUGUUUGAUAAAGACAUAGUUACCAUGGGAACAGACCAAUUAUCGUGUCUACUACAGAAUAUCAUGGCAUCUCCUGGAUCAAUGUAGCUUUUGAACGGUCCUCAACAGUUACUAAGAAACACUGCUUGUCCGUCUAUCUAAAGUCCCAUGAAAAUAUCAGCCUCUGGAUUUUUUAAAUAUAUUAAUGAAAUUUCCACAUCUUUGAGAAAUGUGCUCGAAAUAUUGGUCCUCAAUUGACCACGAGCUGUUGGAUUUGGACUUGAGCAAUUAUUAUCAAGUAUCUUUACAAGUUGUAUAAUUCAGUCAAUGAAGAUAGUUCUAUACCUCUUAGUUGAGAGUGUA